This is a messenger RNA of Lottia gigantea (owl limpet), 273 nucleotides long. RefSeq lists its product as hypothetical. The transcript is spliced from 3 exons. Lineage: Eukaryota; Metazoa; Mollusca; Gastropoda; Lottiidae. Gene Ontology annotation, biological process: mitotic cell cycle. The record is from RefSeq and is a predicted model, not a curated record. The annotation marks the transcript as partial.
UCUCUUGUGAUGACCAGCAUGCAUACUCAGGAACAGGAAACAGUAUUAUCAGUGAUUAAAAAGUUAGGAGGAUUUUUAUUGGUGGAUAAUGUAUCUGAUACAACAACUCAUGUAGUUUGUGGGGACGCCAGGAGAACUCUCAAUCUAGUUAAUGGUGUGGCUCGAGGAUGCUGGAUUCUUAAACAGGAUUGGGUAUUAAAGUCACGAGAUGAAGGUAGCUGGUUGGAAGAAGAAGAUUAUGAAUUCUCUGAUGUUUAUCCUCAAGUUAAGGUG